AUCACAGAAAGUUCAAAAUUUUGUAAAACACAAAUGCCAAUUAUGAUUGUUUUUAUUUUUCUUAUAACUUUUUCAGUAUCAAAUGGAGAUUAUUUACGACGGUUGGAAAAAUUAGAAUCACAGCUAGCUGAUAACACUGGAAAACUGACGGAAAUACUUAGCCGACUUCCAAAAGGAAUUUGUACAAAGGAUGAAUCCAAACGGGCCUCAAAAUGCAAAGAAGGAAGACCGAUUGACUGUAAUGAUAUUCCUGACAAUUGUCCAAGUGGAGUGUAUAAGGUGUUUCCAAAGUAUACACAAGGAGUUGAAGUUUAUUGUGAAAUGAAUUUAGACGAGGGACACUGGACGGUCUUUCAAAGAAGGGAAAAUGGCUAUGUUGAUUUUUACCGCGGAUGGAAUGAAUACAAAUCAGGAUUUGGGAACCCUAAGUCCGAGUUUUGGCUUGGCAACAAAAUUUUGCACUCUCUAACAUCACGAGGGAAGUAUGAAAUGCGGAUUGAUUUAUUCGAUUUCGAUGGAAACAAUGCAUUUGCAAAAUACAGAGAGUUUAGAAUUGGUGAUGAAAGGUCAAAGUUCAAACUAACCGCAGAUGGUUAUCAUGGUACUGCAGGUAAUAGUUUAGAACAUCACAAUGGUCGUCGCUUCUCAACAAAGGAUAGCGAUAACGAUGACUACUCUGGUCACUGUGCUAAAUUGUAUCCUGGGGCAUGGUGGUUUGAAUCCUGUGUAGCAGCUGAUCUGAAUGGUCAGUAUUUUCUGAGAACACCAGACUCUACUCAUCAAGGUGUUUACUGGCGUAGUUGGAAAGGAUCCAGCUAUUCUUUGAAAAGCUCAGUGAUGAUGAUGCGAAGGGUGUUAACUUGAGAUACACACAUAAUUAACAUUUCAAAUAAAUUAAAUAAUGAGUAUUCCAUUUACAGCAUAUAUCCUUUCUUUUUAUCACAACUCAUCAUUAAAGCAAUUAGAUUUUAGUUAAAUUUUUUAAAGUAUACUUCAGUUUUAUUUUAUUCACAGAGAGUUUAACUAAAGGCGGUUUGUCCCCAAGUGCAUUACAGCAUAUCAGCCUAGUAGCUAACAGCAUAAGAAACUAGGUAUCUGUACUUUUUCAAAUUUGCUGUUCGAAAUCAUUUUAAAUGUAAGAAUUGAUCUCCCUCAAGCAUAUUUCUGAUUUCUUUUCCUGGUUUGAAUUCAUUUUUGGUUCUAUCUUUAAGUAUAAUAAGCACUUUAACGACGUUUGUGUAAGGUUUUACACUUUCAAAUGUGAAGAGAAAUAAAAUUCCGUGUUACAAAUUUGAUGCAAUGAAAUAGACAUAUUUUAUUAUUUUCUAUAUGAGCGCUAGUAAAAUGUUAAACUACUGAUCUCAAGAAACGCUU
This is a messenger RNA of Mytilus trossulus (common blue mussel), 1374 nucleotides long. RefSeq names its product microfibril-associated glycoprotein 4-like. The coding region runs from base 34 to 864 and encodes 276 amino acids. NCBI's taxonomy places the organism in Eukaryota, Metazoa, Mollusca, Bivalvia, Mytilida, Mytilidae. The record is from RefSeq and is a predicted model, not a curated record. The transcript has 6 exons.